Conger conger (European conger) is the source of this 2607-nucleotide messenger RNA. RefSeq names its product CD276 antigen-like. The transcript is spliced from 6 exons. Bases 125 to 1012 code for a protein of 295 amino acids. Gene Ontology annotation, biological process: immune response; cellular response to lipopolysaccharide; negative regulation of T cell proliferation. The record is from RefSeq and is a predicted model, not a curated record. Gene Ontology annotation, cellular component: external side of plasma membrane. NCBI's taxonomy places the organism in Eukaryota, Metazoa, Chordata, Actinopteri, Anguilliformes, Congridae.
GCAAGCAUUGUCUCGGUAUUCUGUUUGGAUAUGCAAUCAGAUUGCUUAUAUAUGAUAUUAUUACAUACGUUUAAUGAACAAUAGCUUCUUUUAUUUUUUCUGAUCAAUACACGCGGACACUGACAUGGGAUGGUUGAAAGUCGUAUUUUCACUCCUGGUGGGUUUGGCCAACUGUCGGAGACCCAGAACGACGCCGGCUGUUCCCACGGUGACUGCACUCAUUGGCCAGGGUGUGAUGAUACCCUGCUCCAUCCCUCACCGCCCCACAGGCCUCAAUGAGUCCCGAAUCUACUGGCAGGCGAGCAACCCCCGGAGCAAAAAACCACAUGAGGAUAUGGUGCUGCUGGUGUACAACCGUGGGAAGAUGGAGAACAACUUAAGAACUGCCCUGUACAUGAACAGGACCCGCCUUUUCCCUGGACAGCUACACGACGGAAACUUCUCACUUUACAUCGAUCCGGUGAAAAUUGAGGAUGACCGGGCAAAAGUCAUCGUACGAUAUGAAAAGAAUGAUUUUAAACCACUCUGCCCGACAUAUAUACGUGUCACGGCAAGAAACUCGAAACCAGCAGUUCACUCGUCAUGCACCCAGGGCGCGGGGCUUGUGGAGGUGACAUGUGCCACUCAGGGUGGCUUCCCUGAACCCACGUUCAGCUGGAGGAUCCAGAACCACACUGUGCUCCGCCCACAGGAAAUGACACGCACUAUGGAGCGCGACCCACACAGUGGCACAUUCUCGGCGGACCUGACGGUGCAGCUGAACGCCUCAGAGGGGCAGACCACCACCUGCCUGGUCACUAACCCUGUCCUGCAGGAGACAGUCAGCACAUCUAUCACCAUCCAGAGCUGUAAGGUUGACCCUCAGGUGAAUACAGCAAGCUGGCUAGUUCCUGUAGCUUUGCUUGUGGCUUUGGUUUUUGUCUUCUUGGUUGCCCUUGGAGCAUAUAAAUAUCGCAGAAUGGAGUACCAGGUGACACCACAGGGAAGCACUACAUCUGUGACUGUUGUGUGACUGCUCCUGGGUGAUCCAGGUGAAGGUUUGAACACAUUCCCCAUUACAAACACACAAUUUCAGGAAACUCUUGUAAAUAUUCUUAUCUAUAGAAUUUGAAUAUAGUUAAAAUAUAUGAGGUGCUCCAGACUGUACAUUAUAAUCCUGAAAAUCAGACCAUUUGGGAUUGAGGGUAUGCCUGGUAGGUCAGAUACAUCCAAUGAAAAAUAAGAAAACUAAAAUAAAAUAAAUUAAUCUAGCUGAUGAGCACCUGUUUUUUUGUGUGUUUUAAAAAAAUAUUCUAUUAGUAGAAUAGAAACACAGCAAACGGAAGUGUUGUAGCAGAAAAACAGUGGUGGUCUGUGAAUGGCUAUUACAUACCACAGAGUUUCGCUUUGAUUCAUUGUUGGGAAACUGAGUGGUGGAGUUUCUACGGGGAGAAACCCAACAUUUAUGCUGCAGGCAGCACAGUGACUUAGGUAGCACUGUCACCUCUCAACAAGAAGGUCCUGGAAACCCCGCUUGGCCUUUCUGUGUGGAGUUUGCAUGUACCCCCUGUGUCUGCAUGGGUUUCCUCCCACAGUACAAAGACAUGCAGGUUAGGGACUACAGAUGAAAAUGAACUCAUUAGCUAACUCUGGCGCAUUUACAUUGAUGCGGAAACUGAAAAUGUUUAUUAAUGUGCACUCUCCCUCUGCGCGCCACUCCAGGAUAUGGAUAUGGAGAGAGGAGUGACGUACGCAGUGCGGACUCAGCCCAAGAGUUGUGGCAGCGGGACUGAUGCGCAUCCCUCAUCAUACAGAAAAGCUGGUGAAAGAGUUAAAGGGCUUUUACGACAUGCUUGGAGCCGUGAACUGCACCUGGAGGCCAACAGACGGGACGCGGGGUUCCUCCACGCUACAGAACACCUUCCUGCUGGACCCACGCAAGAACCUGAAGCCUCCCCCCCUAACCUCAGUGUCAGUGAGGAGAGGCAUAUGCUGCGGCUGCACUGCAAAACCCCCGACGUGUUCGAAGACAUACCAGUGCACAUCCCGUACAACAGGCAGGAGAAGUACGAAGUGCAAAGUCACGUCUUUCGAAAGUCUGGGUCCUGAUCCUGCCCCAGAUUCCCAAACCAAUGCAGCUGUUCAAAGAGCUCAUCAACAGCAAGGCGGAGGGAUCAAAUCCCGCAGAAAACGAGAUGGCUAUAUUUAGGGCAUGGGUGGUAAUUAUAAUCUAUAUUACUUGUAAAAGUAGGAAAAGUAGUACAUAGAAGUAAUACAUUAUAAGUUUCCUUUUAUUUUUAUGUCUUUUAUUUUUUAGUAAGAUACUAUGUACGAUAUAAAUAAGUAGUAGACUUUAGGGGUGUUCGUACCCAUUGUAUUAAUGGAAGUUCAGUAGCUUUUAUCUCCGUGAAGGGGGAGCCAUAAGAUAAGGUAAAGGCCAAAGAAGAGGAUGGGUAUUUGAGGGGUGUACCUUGACUUUUAAACAUCAUGGUGGAAAGGUAAAUUAGAAAGAGCUAAAGGGGUACAUGUAACUUGCAUGUGAUCAGCAAACUGAAAGAUGAUAUAUAUCCUGUAAUUUGUAUAACUCUAUUCUUUUGAUUGAUUAUAAUAAAGUAUAUCUUACUAUAA